Molecule: messenger RNA, 1341 nt
Organism: Gigantopelta aegis
Lineage: Eukaryota; Metazoa; Mollusca; Gastropoda; Neomphalida; Peltospiridae
Exons: 2
Coding region: 178-687 (169 amino acids)
Source: RefSeq, a predicted model, not a curated record
GGAAGAUGUGUUUCGUCUGUUCACAACAUCCUCCUUAUUACAUAAAUUACACAGAAACCAUGAACAAUGACGAGCUUUUAACAAAUUACUAGUUUAAAAAGUAUAACGUGCUGACAUUGUCAUAUAGAUACUUAUAUACUUAACGUCUCUGGUAGAAGCGGAAGUACUCUAUGCGUUAUGGCUACAACAAGCAAAGUGCCGGCAGGUGCCGCAAAACGAGUUCCACCGAAACCCGUGACUCUGAAGCUGCCUACCCUGAAUUCCAAGAUGGACAUUCCCAAACCACACAGCGCCGCCUACAACAGGCGGAACCAAACCACCUUCUCCUGGUACAGCCAGAGUUGUCCUUCGGAGAGCUUCUUGUUCCGCCACAAUUCGCCAUCUCCUUCUACGCCCUCUAGUGGCGGCCGAUCUCCGGCGAAGAGCCCGACCUACACUAAAAUCACAGAACAAAAGUUUAAGAAGCAAUCACGUCCAAUGACUUCCCAUGCGUACGACGGCGGUCUGUUUUGUAACUUUACGCCAAGGGCAGACUACUUCGUGAUCGACCCAGAAUGGGUUUCUGAACAUGACACGAUUAAAAAAUUGUCAAGUGAACGCAAACCAAGGUCAAAGACGUUGCCCGUUCGACGACGUUGUAAAAGUGCACCGCCUCCUAAACAUAGGAAUCCCAUAACGUGGGAAUGACGUAAAUUAGCUUUUAUUAAAAAUUAAACCUGCUGUUUAAGCUUUCUUGGUGCUUUCGUGUCCUUGGAAGAUGAAAUGGCCGUGGGUGAUUAUAGAAAGGAGAUGAGUUGGCUUUUAUUCUAUAUGCAAUGGAAUACAACCUUUUCGGAGUGGUCAGUCAGAGAAAGUUUCGAUUUUUAAAACAAAAAUGUCAAGAAUCAAUUGCAUGGCAUUGGAUCUUGUUCUGUAAAAGAAAGAAUUUAAAAUUGCUUUAAUUUUACAGUGAAUACAACUUGUUCUGUGUUUUCAGUCAAAGAUAGCUCUGAAGAACCUUACCAUUCCAUAAAUGUGCAAGCAAUUUUUAAACGGGACACGAUUAUGCUGCCGAUGUCCUGGUGUGCUGAAGAUGUGUCUGUAUCCCUUCGUGGUUUGCCAAUCACGUUGUUUCUUCCAUAAAACGGAUUCCUUUUCACCAGCAGUUAAGACUAGCUAUUCACAGUCAUAUUUGUAUGUUACGUUCAAGAAUUUUUAUUUGUGAUUUUACUUGGAGACAAUUACAAAUAUGCACAAUGCAUCUUGUUUUAUGCCUUCGCGUGAAUGCACAGGGACGACAUCGUGUACUAGCAAUGGCACACUAUGUUGACAUUUGUUUCGUUUCGUCGACGCAUGUGACUC